Acipenser ruthenus (sterlet) is the source of this 5707-nucleotide messenger RNA. Its product is annotated as REST corepressor 3-like. The transcript is spliced from 12 exons. Gene Ontology annotation, molecular function: transcription corepressor activity. The record is from RefSeq and is a predicted model, not a curated record. Lineage: Eukaryota; Metazoa; Chordata; Actinopteri; Acipenseriformes; Acipenseridae. Gene Ontology annotation, cellular component: histone deacetylase complex; transcription regulator complex. Gene Ontology annotation, biological process: regulation of transcription by RNA polymerase II; negative regulation of DNA-templated transcription. Bases 113 to 1744 code for a protein of 543 amino acids.
GCUGCGCAGAAAGGGGAGUUGUUUGGGGGAAAAUAGCUCAGAAACAUAGUCGAAUGCUGUUGGUUGUAUAAUUUUACUUUAUUUAAUAAAUAAAUAAAUACAGUAUUUAGCAAUGCCGGGAAUGAUGGAAAAGGGAUCAGAGUACCUUGGGAAAGGACGGUCUAACGGAACUAAAAGCCCAUCAAACGCCUCAAAUGGACAUUUUUCAGAGGAGAGUGGCAGCGACGACGAGCACGACGUUGGAAUGCGAGUGGGAUCGGAAUAUCAAGCCAGUAUUCCUGAAUUUGAACCUGGUGCUACAAAAUACACAGAUAAAGACAGUGGGGGAAUGUUGGUAUGGUCUCCAGAUCAUCUUAUUCUUGAUACAAAAUUGGAUGAAUAUAUUGCGAUAGCAAAAGAAAAGCAUGGAUACAAUGUUGAACAGGCUCUGGGCAUGUUAUUUUGGCACAAGCACAACAUUGAAAAGUCACUUGCUGAUCUCCCAAACUUCACCCCUUUUCCUGAUGAGUGGACAGUGGAGGAUAAAGUUCUGUUUGAGCAAGCCUUCAGUUUUCAUGGGAAAAGUUUCCACAGGAUUCAACAAAUGCUACCAGAUAAAACCAUUUCAAGUUUGGUAAAAUAUUACUACUCUUGGAAAAAAACAAGAUCCAGGACAAGUCUGAUGGACCGUCAGGCCAGAAAACUAGCAAACAGAAAUAAUCAAGAAGAAAGUGACGAGGAGAUGGAAGAGGGAAAUCCAAAUGAGGGAAAUGAUAGUGAUUAUGACCCAAGUAAAGAAACUAAAAAAGAGAGUCAUUCUGAACAGCCUGUCCAGAACAGUAAGAUUGGGUUGGGUCGAAGGGAGCACCAGAAUCUGAUGCAUCGCCACCAUUCGCAGCGUUCCAAGUGCCGCCCUCCCAAAGGCAUGUACCUAACUCAGGAGGAUGUGGUAGCCGUUUCCUGUAGUCCCAGUGCAGCAAACACUGUUCUUAGACAACUGGACAUGGAGCUAGUUUCAUUAAAACGACAGGUCCAAAAUGCUAAGCAAGUUAAUGGUGUUCUGAAACAGAAGAUGGACACAGGUAUAGAUGACUACAGACUGCCUGAGUGUAACCAGAAAAUAAAUGCCAGAUGGACUACAGAUGAACAGCUUCUUGCAGUACAAGGUGUCCGGAAGUAUGGGAAAGACUUCCAAGCUAUUGCCGAAGUUAUCGGUAAUAAGACCGUAGGUCAGGUAAAAAACUUCUUUGUAAACUACCGUCGUCGAUUUAACUUGGAGGAGGUGCUGCAGGAGUGGGAGGCAGAACAGGGAACUCAGGCCCCCAACGUUGACACUGCUACCUCAGGGGAGGAGGGGAAGAACACUUUCAACACCCCGUCAGGGAAAAGUACCGACGAAGAGGAGGAGGAGGAGGAGGAGGAGGUGGCUUUGGUGAUGCCAUCUUCUGGUCGUUCUCCUCCAGCCCAAGUGUCUUCUGCCUCAGCUCCUGUAACACCUACAGCUUCAUUCAACCAACCACCACCCCUUCUCCGGCCAUCUAUCCCAGCUGCCCCAGCUCUCCACCGGCAGCCUCCCCCAUUGCAGCAGCAGGCUCGCUUCCUUCAACCAAGGCCUACCCUCAACCAGCCACCACCUCCGCUCAUCAGGCCAGCCAAUCAGAUGCCACCCCGUCUGAACCCAAGGCCAGUCGUACCAGCUGUCAGCGGACAGCAGCCACCAACACUGAUUGGAAUCCAAGCAGAAACACAGUCCUCUCUGCACUGAAUACAUUGCAGUUACAAUUUUUUUUUCUUUGUAUUUUUUUGGUAUUUUUUUUUUUUAAAGAGACUAGAACUUUUGCAGAUGAAGUUGCAUACAGUGUCUCUUCUGAGUUUGUUAUCUGAAUAGCCAAUUUUGGUAAAAAGAUAAGUGAACUUUUUAGAAAAGGUUCAUGUUAUCAAUAGAUUUGUCAUCAUCUUUUCCUGUCACCAACGCACUUAUUUGGAGUAAAUGUUAUCAUUAGAUAAAUACAAAUAAGUAUAAGUAACUUUCUUUUAUUCAAAUGCUACACUAAUCUGUUAAGUUAGUGAUAUAAAUUAGAACAGGCCUAUUGUAGAAAUAUUUGUAUUUAUUGCAUUUACAAAUUUAGCCAAACUGGACAACCAAAAGUUUUUUUUUUAUUUUACUCCAUGUAAUCUGCAACAACGAAGACACUACAAAGUUGAUAUGGUUUAUCUAACAGCAUUAGUGAGACAUGCGUUUUGUAUGGAAUAAUUUUAUGCCAUGGGCAUAAGUGAUGUACGCUGGAUUUCUUUUGGUAUUGCUUGGUUAAUUACUGUAUCAAAUAUGUUGUUUUCUCUACUACAGAACUAAUCAUUAUCAGUCUUGUGUAUAUAAGCAGUUAUUUAUUUUUCUACUUGGUGCUAUUGACUCCUGACAAAUUUCGCAUUUAUGCGAGGAAUAAUUAACACCAUACAAGUGCACUUAAUUCCACAAAAGUAUUUUAAAGAGUAACAGCUGAACAUAUUUCUCUGGUUGCUCUUAUAAAACUGGAAAAGAAAUACAAGUCAUUGAUUUGUCAUUGUCAUUGAAGUAUUUAAGAGAGAACAAAUGUGUCUAUUUUUUUAAAAGGUAAAAUGCUGUCAUUUUACAUUCCCUUUGUAACUAUAUUGUAUGUACCCAAUGAGCAUUAAUCAUGUGUGUAGAAUGAGAGGGGCUUGUUUUUUGUAUUGUUGUUUUACUUUGACUGUUUUAGUUUGUGUGCAGAUUCAGUUUUGAAUAGUUCAGGAAUGUGAGGUAGAGAGUUUAUUGGCUCUGUCAAGCUAUUUUCCUAUCUUCAGCGAAGAAUUUUAAAAGAACAAUCUGGUGAUCAAUUACCCGUCAUUGAGUAAAAGUCAUUUUUCACAAUGUUUUAAUCAUUGGUUUAGACGCUGCAGGAUUUUAUACAUAAAGCAGCUGAAUUCAGGGAACUUAAUCAAUUUAAUGACCAUGCGCAAAUUAAUAAAAUGGUUUUUUUUUUGUUUGGUUUUUUUUUAACAACAAAAUAGAAUUAAAAUCAUGAGGGUUAUUAUUAGCAACUACAUCCAGUUUGGUUUUGUGCUCCAGUGACCUUUGUGCUUUAAACACUGCAUGAAUUUAAAAAAGACCCCUAUGAAUUGUGUGUGCUAGUAUGAACAAAGAAAAUAAUUAAGAUGAGAGUUUUGGCAGUGGCUUUGUAAUCUGUACAUUUCAAAUGUUUCCUUGCUUUUGGACGUGAUUUUGUCCUAUAGGGUAGGAAUUGUUUUAGGCAAUCUGUUGUCUCGCUGUUGUCCCAUUGUUCUAACGUUUAGCAUGUUACAAGGUAUGGAUAAAUAGUAAUUCUAACAACUUUAGCAGCAGUUUAAAAAAUAUAUAGUUUUACCAAAUAACAAAGUAACUUCAACUGUGCUAAAGAAAACAGAUGGGUUUUUUUAGCAUGUUAUGUAGUGUUAGAUAUGAGGUAUCUUAACUAAUGUAUUAUUCUUGUUUACAUUCACUUUGUAUCAUUUUCAGUUUUAGUCAUCAAAUCCUUGUGACUUAAAGCUUUAAAGAACCAUUGUGGCCUCAAUGUAAAAAAAUAUAUCUGGUACACCAUUGUAAAGUUGUCUUUAUGCAGGACUGCCCCUAGUGGUUGCAAGAAAUACUACACUGAUAUAUUUAUUGCAGCCAGAGGGCAGUGUGGCAUAAAGGUUAAUAGUCACUAUCGUGAAACAGUUCCAGCAUGAUUCUGAAAGCUCCGUUUAAGGUCGCAGCGGUGCUUUGAGUCUUAAAAAGUCAAAGGAUGAGUUGACUUGAAACAGAAAAUGAUCCAAAGUGAAUAUAACCCACAAGAAAAAUAAAUUAGUUAAGAUAUCUGAAAUUUCACAUCCAUACAAAGGUGCUCUUUAACAAUAAAUAUUUGAAAACGAUAAUAAUAGUUUUACUGUGUGGCACAUUUUACAAUUCUCUAUAACAGCAACAGGUUUCAAAUGAAGCUCAUGAUAUUCUUACCGGCCCAUCAUGCAUACCUCAGAUGUGGUGUUUUAACAAGGGGGCAAUUGUAUGGUAUGUACAAAAUGUUGGAUUUUUAAACUGCACGGCUGAUUCACAUACCACAACUGGAAUAUAUAUAUAUAUAUAUAUAUAUAUAUAUAUAUAUAUAUAUAUAUAUAUAUAUAUACACAUACAUACAUACUUCAUGAAAGUGAAAAAUGCACAGAUUUUGAAGGGAAAGCAGUUAAAAAAAACACAGCUUUGGCUUGAGCAGCACAAAAAUAAUGGUACUAAUCUGCUGACUCUCUCCAAGUAUAUGUCGUAACUUGCAGGAAAUGCAUUCUACAAACCCACUGUACAGCAGAAAGACGCUUAAGAAAUGGGGAGGAAAUCAUGUGGGGUGGGGGUUGUGCUUAUUUAGUAAGCCACAGGAAGUGUGAGAACCAUGUACUUGCUUUUAAAUUAGCAUUCCAUCUUCUGUGCAUGCUUUUUACUUUAUUUUCUUUCAAUGUUUGACCUAUUGCAAGUCAUUUGUGAUGGGAAGAGCUUUAUUUUUUCAUGCACAUCAAGGGCUAUUUUUUUACUUUAUACACAUGAAAAAGGGGAUUGACCUACCCUUUCUUAACAUUUUGUCAUGAACCUUUAUAUAGUACAUGCUGACAAGAAGGGCUUUUAAGGCUCCAUGUCCUCAGUGUCUUCAAAACUGCUAAAACUUCUAUUGAGAUCCUAAUAAUAUUUUUUUUUUAUCAUGCUUGGAUAAAAAUAAUUCCAAGUUUAGUUUUAAUGCUUUCUAUAUUUUUUUGUCUUUUAAAGUUUUGUUUUUUUUCUUUUAAAGAACAUUGUGCUUGGUUAUUUUAUUCAUUUGUCUAUAUAAUUUGCUAUUUGUUGUGUUUCAAAGACCAAAUGAUUUCAAAGAAACAUGCUUCAGGUGUAUGUUUUCAGUUUUAACUUAUUUUUAUCACUUUGCCAUUAGUAUAAAUAUGUGUGUCAUAUCUUAAAUACUGUUUCUAUCAAUAUUCUUAUAUCUGAUAGUACAAAUUGUAGGGCACUGAAACCUUUUUCCUAACUUAGUGAUAUUUACUAACAAGACAGUAUUUAGAAAAUAACUUUAGCUCUUUUGUUUUAGGUGACCACAGCAGGUUAUUCUGUUGUACUAGUCAAUUGACGGUUUCCAUCGUUCACAUUUGGUAAAACUAGCCUUUCAUUUCACAAUGGAACCUCUUUUCUCAUUUUCCUUUCCAAAAGCGUGUUCCAAUGAUGGAUGGUUAUGAAACAUUUGACUAGUGCAGCGUGGCUGGAAUAUUUAGUCUGUGUUGUGCCCUAAUGUAAUCAUUUGGUAUUGUUAGUAUAAAUCCUGUGUAGAAAACUUAACAUGAGUUGAACAUGAAUUUAAGCUAUGCUACAUAAUGGUUAUGUCCUUAGGUAAAGAGACUGCUAACUCACUUGGAUACAUUAGACUUUCUACUACUGUGUAACUCAGUUUAAAGUGCUACUUUAAAGACCUGUCUGUACUGUAUGUAGAAAAUAGCGCACACAUUUUAAAAACCUCAGCAUAUGUACUUACAAUAUCUGUUUGUACAUAAUGGAAGUUUUUUUUCCAUUUAUUGUUAUGUACUUUGCUAGGUGUAAAGCAUUAAAAGUACCUAAUAUGUAAUGGUAUCUUUGUGCAUGUAUACACUGUCAGUUUAUUGCUAAUUGAUUGUUCAAUCAUGACAUGCUUGUUGUAACAAAGCAUUAAAGUUCAGAAGUAGUCUUGGU